CACGCAUACAUGUAUACACAAACACAGGGCAGCAACUUUGCAGCUUUUCUUUUUACAGUAGCAGCUGUAACCCUAUUGGUUCAGAACACAGCCCAACCAUAUAUUUCCCUCCCUUCCUUCUCUCUCUCUCUCAUCCUUUCUCUCUCUCUAUAUCUUUCUUCUUUUGUGAAGACAACUAGCAGAUCUUCCCUGAUAUACACCAGUACUGUAGUCCCCUAAAAACAUCAAAUACCAAACCCACUUACCCAAUUAACAUCAUCUCAUCUCUAGUCUAGAGAGAGAAGAAAAACAUCAUAAACAGAAACACAGAGAGAAAGAGAGUGAAAGAGAGAGAGAGAAACAAAUGGAAAAUGGUUGGAGCUUAUUCAACACCAGUAUCACUGCCACCACCAAUACCAGCACCACCAACAACAGUACUACUACUACUAGUAGUAGCAGCAGAGGGCAUAAUGGUCAUUGCAACAACCUUGCAUGGGAUAUCUGGGAUAUGGGUACAUCACGCUUUGACUGGAACACUACUAGUAGUACCUCAUUCCUCCACCACCACCACCAACAACAACAUCAGCAACAACCACCCUCCUCCGCCACCGUCACGGCGGCGAGUGAAGCCCACGCGCUCAUGUUAGGGCACCAAACGGCUGCCUCCUUAUAUUCCGGAGCUGCUGGGCCCCACUACUACCACCCGGACCCACACCUCAUGUGCUUGAAGCUCGGCAAGCGGCACUACUUCGAGGACGCUACUGGUGCUCCUCUGGGUGAUUGCCACGUGGUGGGUGGUGGUGGUGGUGGGAAGAGAGGGAAAACUUACUACGGCGGCGGCGGCGGCGGUGGUGAGGUGGUGGGGACGUCGGCGCCGGCGCCGAGGUGUCAGGUGGAUGGGUGCAACGUGGCGCUGGUGAAUGCUAAGGAGUACCACAGGAGGCAUAAGGUGUGUGAAAUGCACUCGAAAGCCCCCAAGGUGGAGGUGCUUGGUCUUGAGCAACGCUUUUGUCAACAGUGUAGCCGGUUUCAUGAAGUUUCAGAGUUUGAUGAUUCAAAAAGGAGUUGCCGGAGGAGGCUAGCAGGCCACAACGAGCGGAGAAGAAAGGGCUCUCAUGAUUCCAUUCCUAGAUCUCCCCAUCCUUCUCUUUCUCAUGAAAAUAAAUUGAUGGCUGAGAGAUUUUCGUACUUGAAAUUACCGACAGGGCGUGCUCUCUCUCUUCUGUCAUCAUCUUGGAAGAACAACUCUUGGUUUUCGUCCUCUGAUCUCUCCUUAAGAUGUAGCGCGGCGCUUCGUGAGCUCAUUGCAGAAAACCGCGCAGCCAUCCUAGCCCGGCAGCUAGUCCUAGAGCGGGACUGGCACCGUGGGUCCCAUGACACAAUGGAUGAUGUGAACGCCACCCAACUAGCCGGAACCAAUCCAAUGACUCCACAUCACCACCAAAUGUUCCCAGAGCCACACGGUUAUUGGGACCGGUUCAAUGAAGGUAGCGGGCACGUGACGUUGGAUCUUAUGCAGGCUCCAAGUUCGGCAUUUGGGCUUUUGUCGGUGAGGGGAAAAUCAAAAGAAGAGGAGGAAGAAGAAGAAGAAGAAGAAGAAGAAGAAGAGUGUUCUGGGUUGUGGACUCACAUGGUUUGAAUUUUUCAUGUGUUUAUUGAUUUUGUAUUGUUUUUUGACAAUUUGUUUGGUGUGUGAAGACAUUAUUGCUUUUUCUACUAUUCAAGUUGUUAGCUUUGUAAAAAUUUGUUCAUCAAUUGGUCAAGAAUGACUAUGUUUAAUGGAUCUUUUGGCAUCUAAGUUUUAUGUAUAUAUAUAUACAACUAUUUAAUCA
Messenger RNA from Camellia sinensis, 1811 nucleotides. RefSeq names its product squamosa promoter-binding-like protein 7. Gene Ontology annotation, molecular function: DNA binding. The record is from RefSeq and is a predicted model, not a curated record. Gene Ontology annotation, cellular component: nucleus. Lineage: Eukaryota; Viridiplantae; Streptophyta; Magnoliopsida; Ericales; Theaceae.